AUGAGCGGAGUGCAGCAGUGGAGCACUUACCUCGGGCAAAUCCGAGUGCCCCCCUGGUCAAGAACGUGGCCCUUCUCCGUGGCCGUGCUCAGUGUGAUGGUGUCCUGGCCUGGAGCGUGCCCCUGCCCGUCGGAGUGUGAGUGCACAGACAGGUCGAGGUCGGUGGAGUGCAGGAACACCAACCUGACCCAGAUCCCAUGGGGAAUCCCUCCGAGCACCCAGAACCUGCUCAUCACUGGCAACAACAUCUCGCUCCUGAGGAGGUCGGCUUUUGAGGGCAAUGGAUCCGGGUUCAUCUAUUUGGGAACUCUCUCUCUCCCAGGAAACCAGAUUGAAGGCAUCGAGCCCUCUGCCUUUGAAGGCUUGGCCAACCUCAGGACCUUGAACCUAAGUUACAACACCUUAGCGUCCAUUGCUGCAGAUGCAUUCCUUGGUCUUUGCCAGCUGCAAAGUUUAAGCAUGAACUACGCUCUGGAGCCAUCAGUAGAGGAUCAGCUGUGGAUCGCGUUGCGUCCCAGUAAUCUCCCCAACCUGACUGAGCUCCAUGUGGCCGGGAACUACCUAACCAAGCUUUCAGAAGAAGCAGUGUCCAUCGGUUCCAGCUUGCAACUGUUGGAUCUAAGGAGCAACCUGUUGCAGCGUAUCAGAAAGGAGACCAUCACCCUUUGGCAAAGCCACCACAACCUGAAGGUUUACUUGUCCUCCAACCCAUGGGUGUGUGACUGUGAGCUUCGGCCUGUGUACUGGUGGCUCAGGAACACGUCCCAGAUCGGUGAUGGGCAGCUGCUCACCUGCUUCGGCCCCGGUACCUUGAAUGGAAGUAUCCUCAGCCAGCUCAGACCUGAUGAUCUCGUGUGUCAGGAGGACACAGCAGCUUCCUUCGUCUUCCUCGGGAUUGUCUUGGCUCUUAUCGCAGCCACCUUUGUCAUGGUCUUGUACCUGAACAGGAGAGGCUUGAAGAGAUGGGCCAGAAAUUUCCGAUACGCUUGCCACGACCAGAUGGAUGGCUACCAGUACAGAUACGAGCAGGAUCCUGAGCCCAGGCUGGGCCGUGUCACAGCUAUAAUUUAG
Molecule: messenger RNA, 1071 nt
Organism: Hemiscyllium ocellatum (epaulette shark)
Lineage: Eukaryota; Metazoa; Chordata; Chondrichthyes; Orectolobiformes; Hemiscylliidae
Product: trophoblast glycoprotein-like
Exons: 1
Coding region: 1-1071 (356 amino acids)
Biological process (GO): negative regulation of canonical Wnt signaling pathway
Cellular component (GO): plasma membrane
Molecular function (GO): protein binding
Source: RefSeq, a predicted model, not a curated record